UCCGCCGGUAGAGGCUUUGCUCGGUCGUCGCCACGCGCGGACUGGAGCUCGCAGUAGCCGGAGCUGGAGUCACGUAACGGCUGUGUUUUCGACAGUUUUAAACAUCUGAGGAAGCAUGGAGAUGUAUGGGCCCGAGCGAAGUAAAAUAAUUCGACGUAUUUACUUCCGUUCUUCGAUGUGUAAGUCGUUAAUUCAAGGAUACGCUGCAAUUUUGUUUAAUCGUGUACAAAUGUUACUUCGGUUCCUGAAAUAGCGGGUAGUCCGUGUUUUUCCGCCGCCCCCUGAGCUUGCAGGGAGCAGUGGGCAAAACAAACAAGUCGAACGGAGGAAGAUUGGUAGCCGGUUGGAUGUGGAGGUUGUUUAGCGGCGAAUGAAUCGUUUCGUGUUGUUGGCUUUUGUCGGGUGCUAAUUCCGAGUUUUCCUUCAGUGUUCGGUGCUUUUAAGUACGGUGCAUUUAGGACGCUGUUCGGAGUUUUCGCUUACCGAGUAUGUUGCCGCUUUCUAACAUUUCAUCAGGGCGCGUAGUCUACCCGCUUCGGUUUUGUGUUUUUCUCAACGUUGAUUACCGGUUAUAAUUCGACGUUUAAUGAUUUAAAUUCACCGGCAAACGGCUCUGAAUUUGGCGAGACACUUUUAAACAUGCAUACAAGGCGUUUAGUGAAACGUUCGAUCCUCGGCAGUCGCGUUUAUGCGCCGAGUCCGACGGGGGACGGUGCCCCGGUGACAGGAGUGGUCCAGGCUGUCAAGCAGGAAAACAGAGACGUCUCGGCCGUAGAAACCCGGCGCAGCGUCUACACCGUGCUAAUGCAGGACGGGAGCCUCAAGGAGUUCUCCGAGGAGGAGAUAGCCGCGGGGUUCAACCACACUGCAGCCAAAGGACCGCUGAAGUCCAGCUUGAAGCAGAGCUCCAGUAACGGAGCUCCAGAAAGCCAUAAGGUGGAAGGCGGCCCCCUUAGCCCAGAGGCAGUGGAAGAGCAGCGGGUGGUGGACGGCAAGCGCAUUGGCCGGGACCCUGACACCCGAUCCGUGUCACUGCUAGAGCAGAAACGCAAAGUGGUCUCCUCCAGCAUUGAUGUCCCUCACGCCAGACGGUCAGAGGAGGAAGUGGACAUGGACAAGGUGACGGCUGCCAUGGUGCUGACAACCCUCUCCACCAGCCCCCUGGUCAGAAGUCCACCUGUUAAAGUCAAUGAAGGUCUGAGUGGUUCGUGGAAGGACAACGGCUCAGCUGGCCCCUUCACCCCAUCGAGCAAUAGUUCUUCAGGGGGCUAUUGGAGCUGGUCUGCCCCUAGUGACCAGUCCAACCCUUCCACACCUUCUCCACCUCUCUCGGCCGACAGCUUCAAGCCCUUCCGUGUGUCCAGUGUGGGUGGUGUGGGAUCCUGCCCUGCAGGGCCUGAAGACCCCAGCCUAGAUGAGCAAGACGGCAGCAGCCUGCUCUUUGAUGAGCCCAUCCCUCGCAAACGCAAGAACUCCAUGAAGGUGAUGUUCAAGUGCCUGUGGAAGAACUGUGGCAAGGUGCUGAGUACCGCUGCUGGCAUCCAGAGACACAUCCGCACCAUCCACCUGGGGCGUAACUGUGACUCGGACUGCAGUGAUGGCGAGGAGGACUUCUACUACACAGAGAUCAAGCUCAACACCGACUCGGUGGCCGAUGGGCUGAGCAGCCUGUCCCCUGUGUCUCCGUCCGUCCUCUCUCCCCCACCUCCUCCCCCCUCUCCUCUCCCGGCUCUCAGCCAGCUGUCCGACUCCCACAGACCUCCGCAGUACUCCGACACCAAGGAGCCUCACGCUGGCGGCACCACCCCGCUCAGCCGCUCUGCGCCCAGCGCGCUCUACCUCAUCCACACGGAUCACGCCUACCAGGCCACGGCUCCAGUGUCCAUCCCGUCCAGCAGCAGUAACACGACUGGCUCCGCCUCCACCAGCUUCACUCCCACCAACAGCUCCAGCUUCAGCAUCUCCUGGCAGUCACCGCCCGUCACUUUCACCGGGACCACAGUGUCCCCCAGUAAAAGCCAUGGCUUUGGCGAGCAGCGCUCCCAGACCAUCGCCGUCCUCUCAUCCCCUCCCAGAGCCACCACUGCCCUCAGUCGAAAGGUGCGCGGUGAGGGCAAGAAGUGCCGUAAGGUGUACGGGAUGGAGAACCGCGACAUGUGGUGCACCGCCUGCCGCUGGAAAAAGGCGUGCCAGAGAUUCACCGACUGAACGCUCCCCACCAACCUCACAGCGCACCACCCAGCCACUGCUGCCUUUCGCCAGAGAAAGGGGCAAGGGGCAUCGUUUUGCAUGCAUUCAGUUUUCUUCAGCUCAAAAUCACAACUCUCCGUCAAACGCUGUUUCUGCCCCUGAAGUCCACCCCACACCCCCCCGCGCUUCACUGAACGCCAGCUGUAGAAGGAACCAAAAGACAGCGGAGUCCAGGAUUUCUAGUACUGCCUCGCCAUCCCCGGUUUUGGGAAACCCCAGGGCAGCUAAACAGUGUAAAGAAAAAAUAGAUCUAAAGAGUUCUCUUGUUUUUUACGUUAUGUUCAGUGUUGCAUCUUUCUAUGUUUUGUAAAGCUCUGGUUUCUAAAAUCGAGGUCAAGUCAAAGAAGGGGUCCGGAAAAAAGGCCAAAAGCUUUUUCAUGUUUUGUCAAAUGAAAAAAGGAAUUCUUCACUUUUUUUAUCCAAAAGAAGAAUUGUCUUUGCUCCAGUUUUUGAAGACUGGAGGUAAAAAGCAUGGAGGUAAAGCUUACAGUUUUUGUUGUUUCUUCAACUUGUUCAUCUCUUUUGUUUUAUUUCUGGACUUUUUGAGGUGAUUUUUUGUCACUGACAUCACAUCCUCUCCCUGUUCCUCACCUGUUCUUCACUCCUGACAGCCCCGGGUGAAUGUACAGCUGAGUCGGGAAAGGCAGGUUGACAUGUUGAGAAAGUGAGGAAUAGAGACAACUAAGGAGAAUGAUCAAUGCAACAAAGAUACAAUUUUCAGACAGGAAAAGCAGAUGGACCAUGCCAUUUAUUUACCAUGUAAAAGGUACAGCACAGGUAUUCCCCUACAAUCAACGCAGAAGGCAGGAACUGUUUUCUAUGUCACUUUUUUAACUACACCUUUUCUUUGUUUUAUCAGGGAUGUGAUUCUAAAGAAAUCAAAAACCAGCAGCUUGGGUUUAUACUAUAUACAGCACAGUCUCAAUAGCUUCUCUUUCAUUACACAUGACAACUUUGCAACCAAAAACUCCUUUAUCUUAUUCUUUAUGUAUUUGGUUUUUGUAAAGGUGUUUACCAUGUUUACUGUUGUUGAUGUAUUUUUUUUCUUCUUUCUUUUGGUGACACCAAGACUGUUUACCAACCACCUGCUAAAGAAAGUGUGUUAAAAGACUUUCCUGACAGCAGUGGAAGCAUGAAGUCAGCAGCGUGGAGGCCAUAAAAAGAUAAACAUCUUUCACCACAUACAGAGAGACAGAUUGCCCUCCUCUUCAAGCAACUUUGACACAUUCCCAAAGGGAACAAAAUAUCUUUGUGUUUACGUACGCCACAGAGGCGCAUCUUGAUGAACCAAAGGGGGAGGGCUGAAAACCAAAAGUGAGGCACUUGCACUGUAUGUGUGUGUAAUGGGGCACUUGGUAUAUUUGUGGUUACUUCUUGAGUUGAACACAUUUCUAUCUUCCACUAGCCCCCUCCAUUACCAACUUAACUUAUUAUAAAGAGAAGUAAGAGCAAAAAAAAAGUUGCUACGCCCCUUAUUGGAACCAAUAUUUGCCUCCAAGAGUUUUGGGUAUAAUAAGUUAUAAGCACUUACUUAGGUCACUCCUUUUGUUGUUUGAUGUGCACUGCACACUUUAUUCACUUGGCAACAUGCAAGCUAAGCUUUGACUCAAGCUGUCAUCAAAGUCCUCGUGGUCGCCAUGUAACCUUGUAACUGAUGAGGUCAAUAGUGGGAUUGGGGAAACAAAAUCUGAUUUGUCAUUUGAAUGUGUUCAAUUGAAUUCCAGCGUCAUGUUUUCUCAAAGGCAAAAAUGACCAAAUACUUGACAUAUGUUUACUCUGUUGUGAUAAACAGCCCCAACUCUUUUGUCACCCGCGGCUGUGUCCUACUUCAUUACAAUGUGCUGAAAUUGAUAGAAAUAUCCUACAAAUGUUUCUACCAACAGGCACGUUGUGGUUCUGUUCCUGCAUUUGCUCUCUGCAUUAUAUGAAAUUUGCUUGCACGAUGAAAUCUUGGCAUUUCUGUCACGCACACACAAUCAUUUUACCCCAGAAUUAUUCAAAUCCAACACCAGCUAAUAAACUCUCAUACUCGCCUGAUUAAUAUACAGUACAGUACUUCCGCAUCUAAAAAAUUGUUUCUUCUUUUGUCUAUUUUUUUUUUUUGUCUGUUCAUGUAUAUAUGUAGUUCUUGUAUUUUCUCUAAGCUCAAGGUUUAUGACCAGUUACCUUGGUCAUAACAUUUGCCACCUUCUGAACAAGACAGGUUCAACUAUGACAUUGAGUUAGGAAAUAAUGUACGGUUCAACCUUCCAUGCCGUAACAUUGAUGCUUCAGUAAGAAGUAUUUAGAUUAUCUCUGAACUAAUUUGCCAUUGUAUUAUAUGAAUUGUUUAGAAAGUUUUGAAAAGACAAAUCUAUAUAUACAUAAAGAAAAAAACAUGUUAGAAUUUAAAUUCAAAGCAAAAAAAGACUGAUUUUUUUUUCCAUAUAUAUAGAGUAUAUACCUGGAUAUAUAUGCUGUUGAUACAGUUUGUUUUCAUGUUCUGCUGAAGGAAAUGUUGAUGGUAACUGUAGGAGGGAACCCGCUCAUAAUUCUUAAGCCAAGCUUGUUAUGCUUGUUUCAGUGUGUGUGACUCGCACGCUUCUUUCUGGAGCUCCUUCACGUCACCCACCCAGCGCUGCUAAGCAGUCGAAAUCCACAGUUGAAUAAAACCUAAACUCUUAUUUUCCAAUUCUCUUUUCCCGGUGCCGCGCAGGCCCACUUGCAAUUAGUGUGAUUGACAUCUUGGUGUGAUUGCGCUCUGUAUAAAUGUGAAGGAGCCCCAGGCAAAGUAUGCGAGCUGCCACUGAAGCACGGUGGUCUGCCCCCCCCCCCCCCCCCUUCCACCCAAGCAGUUUCGCUACGUUAUCAAAUGGCCUGUGGCGAUUCCCUGUCAGGCUCCUGACAAAACAACACUUUGGGGUCCAAGGAUGUUUUUGUUGGUCCACACAUCAAUGGCUGGAUUUUUUUUUAACUCCAUGCACUGCCCUUUCUCCAUUAUUGUGAUGCUUCAUGUUUGUGUUCGGACCAUCUCAUUCUUUGGUAUUUGGGGAAAUCUGGCUGAUCAGAUUCUGUCCAGGAGCAAGUCCCUACUGUAGUUCAGAUCAUAUAGAGGUUCUGGCAAGACUGGAUAUUUUAAAUGGCGGCAAUCUACAGGCAGCUAAUUUUAAAAGAAGCUCUCUCUUGAUGCUGAUUCUAGGUCAGCGUUGUAUUAACUGAAUGGCAAGUAAUAUGAUUUGGCCAAAAUAGGCUCACACCCUUGUUUAGGAUAAAUCCAAAUUCUCAAAAGGAUAUUUGCUGCCAUUCUCAAACCUGUCCAUCUGUUCAGUGAGGAACUCUGGGAUUUGUUUGUGGACUUCGGCCUGGCCUGCUAGUUGUACUGAGAUUAUCUUAAUCCCAUUCACUGCCGAUGGCACAAAGAUGACUUUAGCAUUAAGGGGCUCUCAAAGGCACCCAGGUUUGUCUUUGCAUAAUGUAAAUACUGGUGCUGUGGCCUCGGCAGGGGAGAAAUCAAGGUACUAUAUUCCCAUGCAGUGCUCUUUCUCCUAUGUUGUCCUCAGAUCAUAUUAACUCCAUUUUGUACACAAUGUUAUGCUGUAGAACAUGAAAAUAAAAAACACCUUGCCUCAAGCCUACUAAGUGUCCAGACACCAGUGAGUGAGGGGGUCGCCCCAAAACUGUUGCCUCUCCUGCUUCCUCAUCCAUUUUUAUGGUUUUAUUUUGCUGACUAGUGCUCAUUUCUGUCUCCCCAUUAGUUGUGCUCCGUCCUGUACGCUAGAGCAAAACAAAAUUUGCUCGAAAUUAGUGUAUUUUGUAUUAUUUUACUGUAAAAUUUCUCGUGCGAGCAUGAAAGUACUUUCCAUAUACCCCAAACAACAAAAAUAUUCAAUGAUCAGACUGAGCAAACACUUCAUUCUUGACCUCAGAAACAACAAUUUCAGCUCAAAGUCCAUUUACUUGCUUGUUGCGGAGCUUUUGACCGUAUCUCACAGUCCUCAUCAGUAGAUUGAGUUUCAUCAGUUGUCAUGGAACUAUAGAUGUUCAAACAUGUUUCUUUCAUUUUAUAUAACAACUGAGCCAACUCAAUCUGCUAAAAAAAGACCAUGCAAUACAACCGAAAGCUGCAGACGGAGGGAAUUUUCUAAUUCGUGUGAAGUUUUCCAAAUACAUUACACGUGACAGCUAGCUGUUGAGCAUGACGCGUAGUUGCGUUCUUAAUCCUAACUGACAUCACAGAGUUUUAGCCGUCUAAAAGUUAACAUUCUUACCCAACAGAUGUUAAUGUUGUGAGAUGUUUGCGAUAUUGGAUAAUUUACUUCCUUUUGGGCAAAACUGGCAGAAAAAGAGGGAUCAUAUAUUUUCACUCCCAAAUUGACACCCUAACGGUGCCAUAUUGCAUCAACCUCCUGAUCUGAUCAUCUAACUUAUUUAUAUUGGAGUAGAAGUAAGCUCUCAACCCUGCAACCCUUGGGGGAGUGAGCUGCUAAACAUAAAUUCAGAAAUGACCUGCCAUUAUAAACGUGUGCUCACACAGCAGAAUUGAAACUGUAGCAUCAAAGAGCCACAAUAGGCGGUCUUGUUUUCUCUAGUGAGAGUGAUAUGAAUACUUAUGAGGAGGGUUUUUUUCUUCUUCAAAUGGAGCGGCUGGUCUGGCUUUUGUUCUCUGCUGUGUUUACCCCCUCCGCUGCCGCCUAAUAAAGGGCUGAGCGUUCAGCUUUGAUUUAUGAGCUGAAUAAAACAAGAUAGCAUAAUUCUGCCUACAGACAGUAUAAAAAUCAAGUCUUGUGAGUUACGAGGGACCCUCAAUGUAUGUGUCCUCACAAACACACACACGCACGCUAUGUCCAUGCACUUAUUGUCCAGCGUAGCUACUGAACAGUGAUGGCUUUAACAGCAGUUCAUAUGCUGACAGUUUUAUAAGCAUUCAUGGUUUAUGUACCUGAUCCUCACUGAGAUCAAUAUUUCAUACAUGACAAUACUUGUUUGUGAUAAGAGGCAGACACCUAUUAUAUUAUCCAAGUAAUGGUCAAAAUAUGCUACAAUAUUUAUAGAUUAAGCUGUGGUACUCUAUAUCUAAGCUACAGUAUCAGUGUGUAUCAGUUUGUCUAUGUGACAUCCCUGA
Molecule: messenger RNA, 7351 nt
Organism: Etheostoma spectabile (orangethroat darter)
Lineage: Eukaryota; Metazoa; Chordata; Actinopteri; Perciformes; Percidae
Gene: znf704
Product: zinc finger protein 704
Biological process (GO): regulation of transcription by RNA polymerase II
Cellular component (GO): nucleus
Molecular function (GO): DNA-binding transcription factor activity; RNA polymerase II cis-regulatory region sequence-specific DNA binding
Source: RefSeq, a predicted model, not a curated record